UUACGUUUUGUGAAAAUGGCAGAAAUGGGAGAAAAAUAUAAUACUAAAUGUCCUGGAGUUAAACGAUUGAUGAGAGAAGCCCUGGAGCUUGCAGAAGCCACUGAGGAGUACUGUGCUCGGCCCUUGGACGACAACUUAUUCGAGUGGCACUUCACCGUGCAGGGCCCUAAAGGCACUGACUUCGAAGGCGGUAUCUACCACGGCAGAAUACUACUGCCUAAAGAAUAUCCUAUGCAUCCGCCGCAUAUUAUUCUUCUUACACCUAACGGUAGAUUUGAGGUAAAUAAAAAGAUCUGUUUAUCUAUCUCUGGCCAUCACCCUGAGACUUGGCAGCCAUCAUGGUCUAUUAGAACAGCUUUACUUGCUCUUAUAGCUUUCAUGCCCUCUCCUGCUGAAGGAACAAUUGGUUCUCUGGAUUAUUCUCCUGCCGAGCGUAAGAUUUUGGCAAAGAAGUCAACAAGUUGGGUGUGUCCACUGUGUGGGGAGACAUCUGUUUUACUAUCAUCUACUGCAGCUAAGCCAAUGACAGAGGAGGAGCAGUCCGCUCUCAGCCAAAUAGCCUUCAAAGGGGAGGAAGAGCAAGCGCCUAAGCCACCAGAGGAGCCACUGCCGGAAAUUGAGACACAAAUCCUAGAGUCAUCUGAACAAGGCACCAGCUUCUUAGACCAGUUAACUGAAAUAUUGGUGGCACUUCUUGUGGGUGCUAUUGGGAUAUUUAUAUACAGGCGCUGGAGUGCCUACCACCCUGCUGCAGAGGCCGAAUUGUAAUCUUUUAGAUCCUUUAUAUUUAUACAUUUAUCAUAGCCUAAGUAUACUUUUUGUCACUUUAGGAUACAUAAAGUGGCUAGUACAUGGCUAGACACUAUUUUUACUAAUAAAAUAUUUUGCCCCAAUUUCCCUUAAAGAUUAUCACUUGUUGUUAUAAUUGUGUUCACAAGAUAGUUUCCAGCACCAUGGUCAACAUAAUAUACAGUAUCUAAUUAAGAAAACUUUAUUUAAAACUUGUGCCUUAUCAGAGGAAAUCAAUAUCAUAAGGCAUCUGGUAAAUCCUCCAGGACUAAGUCAAGGAGUCUCGUUCUGUAACUGUACUAUGUAACAAAAUAUUUUGUGUGGGUUUUGCGAUCGUAGAUAUCAAAUUUAUUUAUUUCACAAUAAAACUAGAUGUUGUGAAUGGAUUAGAAAGAAUGGAAGAUGGCGGCAAACAUUGUGACUCAUUGUUUUGCGACAGAGUUGGCCAUACUGCA
This is a messenger RNA of Hyposmocoma kahamanoa, 1244 nucleotides long. Its product is annotated as ubiquitin-conjugating enzyme E2 J1-like. The record is from RefSeq and is a predicted model, not a curated record. The transcript has a single exon. Lineage: Eukaryota; Metazoa; Arthropoda; Insecta; Lepidoptera; Cosmopterigidae. The coding region runs from base 16 to 768 and encodes 250 amino acids.